Pyrus x bretschneideri (Chinese white pear) is the source of this 1945-nucleotide messenger RNA. Its product is annotated as ribonuclease III domain-containing protein RNC1, chloroplastic. Lineage: Eukaryota; Viridiplantae; Streptophyta; Magnoliopsida; Rosales; Rosaceae. Gene Ontology annotation, molecular function: double-stranded RNA binding; ribonuclease III activity. The transcript has 5 exons. Gene Ontology annotation, biological process: rRNA processing; regulation of gene expression. The record is from RefSeq and is a predicted model, not a curated record. The coding region runs from base 58 to 1674 and encodes 538 amino acids. Gene Ontology annotation, cellular component: nucleus.
CUCUUAAACCUCAUCACCCCCUUAUAAUCCUCCUAAGAAAAAAAACCCACCUCAUUCAUGGAGCUCUCUUCUUCUUUCACACAAGUCUCCAACCUAUCCGUUUACCAUAACUACUCCUUCACCUCCUCCUUCUCGCAGUUCCCAACCCAAAUCCGCCUCAAAACCCCCAAGUUCCCAAACCGAAGAUCGCAAAAUCUCCACGUCGUCGCCGUCGCCGUCGACCCACAACAGGAACUCCCCCAAAACAGCCCCCAGCGGCUCCUCAAAGAGCUCUCGGAGCGCAAAAGGGCGACUUCUCCGAAGAAGAAGGUGCCGCCGAAGCGGUUCAUACUCCGGCCGCCGUUGGACGACAAGAGAUUAGCGCAGAGGUUUCUGAACAGCCCACAAUUAUCGCUAAAGUCGUUCCCUUUACUCAGUUCCUGCUUGCCCUCUUCGCGGCUCAACAAUGCCGACAAGGCGUGGAUAGGGGAGUACUUGCUGGAGGCCAAGCAAGCUCUUGGGUACCCGCUGGAGCCUUCGGAUAGGUUCGAGGACGACAACCCAGCAAAGCAAUUCGACACUUUGCUGUACAUGGCGUUUCAGCAUCCCUCCUGUGAGAGGACCAAUGCCCGGCACGUCCGGUCCGCGCAUUCGAGGCUGUGGUUUUUGGGGCAGUAUGUGCUGGAAUUGGGUUUGGCUGAGUUUUUCCUGCAGAGGUAUCCGAGGGAGUCGCCGGGUCCAAUGAGGGAGAGGGUGUUUGGGUUGAUUGGGAAGAGGAACUUGCCCAGGUGGAUUAGAGCUGCUAGCUUGCAGAAUCUGGUGUUUCCUUUUGAUGAUAUGGAUAAGUUGCAGAGGAAGGACCGAGAGCCACCUGUGAAGUCUGUAUUCUGGGCUUUGUUUGGGGCAAUAUAUUUGUGUUUUGGUAUGCCAGAAGUAUAUCGUGUUCUUUUCGAAGUAUUUGGAAUGGACCCAGAAGAUGAGACCUGCCAGCCAAAACUACGGAGACAACUUGAAGACGUAGAUUAUGUUUCUGUAGAAUUUGAAGGCAACAAACUCAGCUGGCAGGAUGUUGCGGCUUACAGGCCCCCAGAAGAUGCGCUUUUUGCACAUCCAAGGCUCUUCAGGGCUUGUGUUCCACCAGGUAUGCAUCGGUUCAGGGGAAAUGUAUGGGAUUAUGAGAGCCGACCUAAAGUCAUGCGGACAUUGGGAUAUCCCUUAGCAUUGACUGAUAGAAUUCCAGACAUUACUGCAGCUAGGAACAUCGAACUUGGACUUGGGCUACAGCUUUCUUUCUUGCAUCCAUCGAAGCACAAAUUUGAGCAUCCUCGAUUUUGUUACGAGCGUUUAGAAUAUGUUGGCCAAAAGAUCCAGGACCUUGUGAUGGCAGAAAGGUUGCUGAUGAAACAUUUAGAUGCUCCUGGAAAGUGGUUAGCAGAGAGACAUCGCCGUGUUCUCAUGAACAAAUUCUGCGGGAGAUAUUUGAGAGAGAAGCGUCUCCACCAGUUUAUCAUCUUCUCCAACCAAGUUCAGGAUGCAUAUGAGCACAACCGAAGAUUAAGAAAUCCAGCCACAACCGCUGUUCAACAAGCCAUUCAUGGUCUCGCAUACACAAUAUACGGGAAGCCAGAUGUAAGACGCCUCAUGUUUGAGGUCUUCGAUUUUGAGCAAACCCAACCUAAAGCUGUGACUGUGUGAAGAUGAAGGAUUCAUAUUCAAAUCUAUAUGCAUGCCAGAAAGCGUUCUUUUUCCGCUCCCUCAACUUUUUCAUUUUUCUAUUCUAAAUAGGAAAUAAUUGCAUGGAACCGUAUGUGAUUGUGAUAUCUAACGACACUAAUGUAAUAUAAAGAUGUAAUAGUUUUAACUAAAUUAGUUUUAUCAUUUAUUUUCACUCUCAUAUGUGACUAGAGCACAAUUUUGCAAGUGGCGCCCAAUGUAAUGUUGCAGCCUAAGUUUUUGCUGUUCUUUC